Amorphotheca resinae ATCC 22711 is the source of this 857-nucleotide messenger RNA. RefSeq lists its product as hypothetical. The transcript has a single exon. The record is from RefSeq and is a predicted model, not a curated record. Lineage: Eukaryota; Fungi; Ascomycota; Leotiomycetes; Helotiales; Amorphothecaceae. Bases 178 to 834 code for a protein of 218 amino acids.
GGGUAGACCGAACGCACGCAUGAGGAGAACCAAGAGCGCGCAUAUAUCGCCGCGUCAAGGAGAAGCGACCGCAGUCUGGAAGCGCGCCUCGAGUCCGCCAAGCGCGCGUCCGACAUCCACCGCAAACGCACCGGGCGGUCGCUGCGCGUCACGGAGCAAGACGUCGUCAACGAGGAGAUGUACGAGGAGGAGGACGAUGACCUGCCCAUGCAGUACCAGCGUCUGACGGCCCAUCUGCAGACCAGCUCGGCCGACUUCAACCGCCGGCUCUCCGAAUACCUCACGACGCAGGUCGCCAUGAGAAGCGCGCUGGCCAAUUCCUAUUCGCAGCAGUACAACAACGCGCGCGGCUUUCCCAACCCCUCCAUGUCCAUGUUCCCGUCGCCCAUGCUGGCCCAUCAACAACAGCAGCAGAUGCCGCCGGCCUUGCAGAGACCCAUCAGCCCGUCCAUGUUCCGCCAGGCCCCCUAUCCCGCCCCGCGCCCCCCGCCGCAGCUCUAUCAGCCGUCGCCCCACCACCGCGCCGCCUCCAUGGCCACGCUGCAAUCCCUCUCCGAGAUGUCGCAGAAGGACAGCCCCGGCCUGCCAUCCCCCGACAUCCGGCGUUCCUCCGCCCCCGCCCCGCCCCCGCUCCCGCCGGUCCGCCCGUCACCAUCGCGCCCGACCAGAUCUCCGCCGCUCCGCCGCUCUCCUCCAGCACCAGCCUCUCCUCCUCCAACGCCAGCACCCCCCGACGCAAACCUUCCUUCCCUCAAGGCACAUUCUCGCAAUUCACCCCCCAAGCAACGCCGCCCUCGCAGCCCCAAUCCCAAGCCCAAUACUACCCUCCCCUAAACCCCUCUCUCCCCUCCGCCGCC